Salvia splendens (bonfire salvia) is the source of this 903-nucleotide messenger RNA. RefSeq lists its product as uncharacterized. Lineage: Eukaryota; Viridiplantae; Streptophyta; Magnoliopsida; Lamiales; Lamiaceae. The record is from RefSeq and is a predicted model, not a curated record. Gene Ontology annotation, biological process: DNA transposition; DNA integration. Bases 1 to 903 code for a protein of 300 amino acids. Gene Ontology annotation, molecular function: DNA binding. The transcript has 3 exons.
AUGGAGAAUGAGUUUCUUCUACAGCGAAGUAGUGCUGGAGUGCUGCCAAGAGGUUCUUGUGCAGAGGCUGCCAAUAAAUUCAACAUCCACAAAAGGACAGCAGAGAGAAUAUGGCACAUCAGUAAGCAGCAGAUGGACAGAGGGGAACCUGUCAUGAUGCAAGGCAAAGUAAAAGGUUAUCAACACAAAGACAAACUCAUGUUAGAUGAAGACAAGUUUAGAAACCUGUCCAUGCUUGAGAGAUCAACCAUAAGGAAGGUUGCUUCUAAGAUGGAAGUAAGCAAGACAACAAUUGGUAGAUUUCUUAAGAGGAAUCAAUUGAAACCUCAUACAAGUGCUAUCAAGCCUACACUUACUGAAACCAACAAAAUUGCAAGGAUAAAAUGGUGUCUUUCUCAUAUUCAGCCAACACUCGCUGAAGGUAAACUUCUUUACCAUUCAAUGCACAACAUUGUCCAUAUUGACGAGAAAUGGUUCUACAUGACAAAGACAUCAGAUAGAUACUACCUGUUGCCGGAUGAAGAUGUGCCAUACAGGUCCUGUAAGUCCAAGAGAUUCAUCACUAAAGUGAUGUUCAUGGCUGCUGUGAGUAGGCCACUAUGUGGGCCUGAUGGAGACAUCAUAUUCGAUGGUAAAAUAGGGUUAUUUCCAUUCACAGAACAGAUACCAGCCCAAAGAAGUUCAAAGAACAGGCCAAAAGGGACAAUGGAGACAAAGCCAAUUCAGUCAAUUACCAAGGAAGUCAUGACAGCUUGUCUCAUAAACCAGAUUAUACCAUCAAUCAAAGCCAAAUGGCCAGCCAAUGCAAGCAAGAAGAUUUUCAUACAGCAAGAUAAUGCCAAACAACAUCAGAUUGCACAUAUCACAAUCAUCAACAAUUCUCCCUGCCUCAAUAUCACAUAA